Mesorhabditis spiculigera is the source of this 843-nucleotide messenger RNA. The record is from the annotation of a GenBank genome assembly. NCBI's taxonomy places the organism in Eukaryota, Metazoa, Nematoda, Chromadorea, Rhabditida, Rhabditidae.
AUGACCGUAGUUGCUAGUUAUGGAAUGGUGCUCUGUGGCAACUCGGAUAACGUGCAACGGCGGUAUCGCAGUCGAAUCGAGAAGGUGAAAUUCGGGGUGCCGAUCAAUGAGGCGUUCACCCACGACAUCCCCGCCACCCUACUCGUCCUAUUGCUCAAGGUGAACAAAGAGGGGCCGCCAAAGAAGGACAUAUGGCGAGCUCCCGGAAAUCAGGCUCAGGUCCGCAAACUGUCCAACAUCAUGCAACACGGCCGGCUCGUGAACAUUGCCAAUUUCUCCGUCUACACGGCGGCCAGCGUCAUCAAGAAGUUCCUCUCCAAGCUGCCCGGUGGAAUUUUUGGUAUCGAAAAUGAGCAGCUGCUCUUUAACAGCGUCAGCAACUCGGACCCCGACAAGCAGCGCCAGGUGUUCUGCAGCAUAUUCUCCCGCCUGCCGUUGCCAUCGCAACAUCUCCUCGUUUUGCUGUUCGGCACCUUUCGGAUGGUGGCCGACGGAGCCGCGGAGUAUGGGACAAAGAUGACCCCCGAAGCGAUCGGCAUCUCCGUCGCGCCCUCCCUCUUCCACUCCUGCAUCCACGAGGGCCAAAAGGUCAAAGUGGAAGACGUCGAGCGGUUCAAGCUCGCCAGCCAGGUCGUCUCCAACAUCGUCAAGUCGUUCGGGCACACGACGUUAUUCCCCAGGGAAUGCUACGAGUUCUACGCGCGGAUAACGGGCCGCACGCUGCGCUACGACCAAAACGCCGCCUGGGUGUUCACCUUCCAGUAUCCGUCAAUUGGCGAAGGCCAGUACGCGCCGGAUAUCGUCAGCGGCGCCUACCGCGCCGCCGCCAUGGGCUCGUUGCAC